Molecule: messenger RNA, 4670 nt
Organism: Kogia breviceps (pygmy sperm whale)
Lineage: Eukaryota; Metazoa; Chordata; Mammalia; Artiodactyla; Physeteridae
Source: RefSeq, a predicted model, not a curated record
CCUGGUCCUGAGGACUCUGUCCCACCCACAAAGAUGUGGGCUCAACUCCUUUUAGGAAUAUUGGCCUUAUUGCCAGCCAUGGCAGAAAAACCCCUCCUAAACUACCUGGUGACAUUACCAGCUCAGCUUAAGUUCCCUUCUACUCAGAAAGUUUGUUUGGAUCUGAGCACUGGGUACAAUGAUGUAAAAUUUACUAUUAGUCUGGAGACCAAGGGCAAGACCCACACAUUGCUAGAACUUUCUGGAUUGAAGACGAGGCAGUUACAUUGCAAGUCCUUUUUGGUACCACUUCCUUCUGGUGGCACAGAAGAAGUAGCCACGGUCCGGGUGAGAGGAGCUGGAAAUGAAAUCAACUUUGAGGAGAAGAAAAAGGUUCUAAUUCAGAGGCAGCAGAAUGGCAUCUUUAUACAAACUGACAAACCUGUCUAUAACCCAGGGCAGCAAGUGCAUUUUCGCAUCGUCACCCUCACCAGCAACUUUGUUCCAGUGAAUGACCAGUACUCCAUUGUGGAACUGCAAGAUCCAAACAACAAUAGGAUUGCACAGUGGCUGAACGUGGUGCCCAAGGAAGGCAUUGUAGAGCUGUCCUUCCAACUGGCACCAGAGGCGACGCUGGGCACCUACAGUGUGGACGUGGCAGAGGGCAAGACCUUUGGCACCUUCAAUGUGGAAGAAUAUGUGCUGCCUAAGUUUAAGUUGGAAGUGGUGGAACCCAAACAGUUAUCAAUGCUAGAAGACUCUUUCUUAGUGAAAAUUUGCUGUAGGUACACCUAUGGAAAGCCUGUGCUAGGGACAGUGCAGGUAUCAGCGUGUCAAAAGGCAUAUACUUACUGGCCUCGAGAGCCAGAAGGGGAACACCCACCUGACAGAUGCAAGAAUAUCUCUGGAAAGACUGACAAAGCAGGAUGCAUCUCAGCUUCUGUGGCCAUGUCUACUUUCAGCCUCACUGAUCAUGAUUACAGACAGGACAUCAAUAUCGUGGCUACUAUGGUGGAGGAAGGGACAGGAGUGGAGGUCAACACCACUCGGGAUAUCUACAUUUCUCAACAAAUGGCAUCAAUGACCUUUGAAGACACCAAUAAUUAUUAUUACCCUAAUUUCCCCUUCAGUGGAAAGAUAAGAGUUAGGGGCCAUGAUGACUCCCCCCUCAAGCAUCAUUCAGUGUUUCUGGUGAUUCAUGGCACAAAUGGAACCGUCACGCAGACCCUAACUACUGACAACGAAGGUCUUGCUCCCUUCAAGCUGGACACGGUUAAUUGGGACAGGAAAUUCAUUUCUCUGGAGGGCAAGUUCCAAUUGGAAGAAAUGGCACAUGAUCCAGAAGAACUGCAUUAUUACUCCAAUGCCUACCUGUACCUGCAGCCCUUCUACAACACAACUCACAGCUUCCUUGGCCUCCAACGGCCAAAUGGCAUCUUGGAAUGUGGCCGGCCCCAGGAAGUGCUGGUGGAUUAUUACAUCGAUCCAGCUGAUGUGGAACCUGACCAGGAAGUCAUCUUCUCCUACUAUUUAAUAGGGAAAGGGAAUUUGGAGAUGGAGGGGCAGAAACACCUGAAGUCUAACAGGGAAGGACUGAAAGGCUCCUUCUCUCUCUCAUUGACCUUCAACUCCAGACUAGCCCCUGAUCCUUCCCUGGUGAUGUAUGCCAUUUUUCCCGGUGGAGGUGUUAUAGCAGACAAAAUUCAGUUCUCAGUGGAGAUGUGCUUUGACAAUCAGGUUUCCCUUGGCUUCUCACCUUCCCAGCAGCUUCCAGGAGCAGAUGUGGACCUGCAGUUGCAGGCAGCUCCCCAGUCCCUGUGUGCAAUCCGGGCCGUGGAUGAGAGUGUCUUGCUGCUUAGACCAGAGAGCGAGCUGAGCAACAGCUCCGUCUAUCGUAUGUUCCCAUUCUGGUACGGUUACUACGACUAUAAGGUGGAGGAAUAUGAUGAGUGCCCGGGGUAUGGCCGAUGGGAGUUUUCCCGGCCCCUCAUUGGUGCAGUACCCGAGGAGCGUUGGGGCAGGCGUUUUAACAUAUGGAGGCCUUGGUUCUCUGAAAACAUAGAUCUUUUCCAUUUUUUCAAGGACGUGGGCCUGAAAAUACUGUCCAACGCCAAAAUCAAGAAGCCAAUAGAUUGCAGUUACGAAACUUCAGCACACAUCAUGGCAGUGGAAGAAACCUCUUCCUCUCGUCCAAGGACUGUAGGGACACCUCCACCAGUUCAGCCAGAGGAUUCUCAGGUUCGCCAGUACUUCCCGGAGACUUGGCUCUGGGAUCUGUUUCCUGUUGGUAACUCGGGGAAGGAGUCUGUCCACGUCACAGUUCCUGAUUCCGUCACCACAUGGAAGGCCAUGACUUUCUGCACUUCCCAGUCCAGAGGCUUUGGUCUUUCACCCACUGUUGGACUGACUGCCUUCAAGCCAGUCUUCGUCGAUCUGACUCUCCCUUACUCGGUAGUUCGUGGAGAAUCCUUUCGUCUUACUGCCACCAUCUUCAAUUAUCUGAAGGAGUGCAUCAGGGUUCAGACUAACCUGGCUAAAUCAGAGGAGUUCCAGGUGGAACCAGGGACAGACUCUCAGGCCUCCAGCUGUCUCUGUGCUGAUGAAUCAAAAUCCUAUAACUGGAAUAUCACAGCUGUCAAACUGGGUCAUGUAAACUUCACUAUCAGCACUAAGAUUCUGGACAGCAAUGAACUCUGUGGGGACCAGAAGGGGUUUGUUCCAGAGAAGGGCCGGAGUGACACACUCAUCAAACCAGUUCUGGUCAAGCCGGAAGGAGUCCUUGUGGAGAAGACACACAACUCACUGUUGUGCCCCAAAGGAAAAGUGGCUUCAGAGUCCAUCUCCCUGGAGGUCCCUGUGGAUGUUGUUCCUGAUUCAGCCAAGGCUUAUGUUACUGUUCUGGGAGACAUCAUGGGCGCAUCCCUAAAGAACCUGGACAGUCUGGUGCAGAUGCCAAGGGGCUGUGGGGAGCAGAACAUGGUCUUGUUCGCUCCCAUCAUUUACGUCUUGCAGUACCUGGAGAAGACGGGGAUGCUGACUGAGGAGAUCAGGUCUCGGGCAGUGGAUUUCCUGAAGCUAGGUGAGUUGGUUCACCCUUUCUUCUGGACACCUUGCCUAACGCCUAUGAACGGUGAUAAGACUCAGGGAGGUUCAGCCCCCGAAGCAUCCCUCAUCCUUGAAAGCCACGGGGGUGUUUUUUUGAAAUUAUCACUGUCAUCUAAAACCACAUCUGGCUUCCCAGGGUACCAGAGGGAGCUGAUGUACAAACACAGCAACGGCUCCUACAGUGCCUUUGGGGAGCAGGAUGAAAAUGGAAACACAUGGCUGACAGCCUUUGUCACCAAAUGCUUUGGCCAGGCUCAGAAAUUCAUCUUCAUUGAUGACAAGAACAUUCAGGAGGCUCUCAGGUGGAUGGCGGGAAACCAGCUCUCUAGUGGCUGCUAUGCCAACGUGGGAGAGCUCCUUCAUACAGCUAUGAAGGGUGGAGUUGAUGACAAGGUCUCCUUGACUGCCUACAUCACGGCUGCGUUGCUGGAGAUGGGAAUGACCUCAGAUGACCUGAUGGUGAGUCAGGGUCUGCAGUGUCUCAAGCAUUCCAUCUCCUCCACCACCAACCCCUACACACAGGCCCUACUAGCUUAUACUUUCACUCUGGCUGGGGAAAUGGACAUCAGAAACAUUCUUCUUGAAAAGCUAGAUCAACAGGCUAUCAUCUCAGGAAUGUCCAUUCACUGGAGCCACAAACCUACUCUGUCAUUGAAUGACAGACUUUGGUCUGAGCCUGAGGCUGUAGAUGUGGAACUUACAGCAUAUGUAUUGUUGACCUGGCUUAGCAAAGCCAACUUGACUCAUAAUGAGAUAACCAAGGCCACUGGCAUAGUGGCUUGGUUGGCCAAGCAGCAAAAUGCAUAUGGAGGGUUCUCUUCCACUCAGGAUACUGUAGUUGCUCUCCAAGCUCUUGCCAAGUAUGCCACUAUUGUCUACGUGCCAUCUGAGGAAGUCAACCUGGCUGUAAAGUCCGCUCAGAAUUUCCAGCACGUUUUCAACAUUCAAGCUGCCAACCGGUUGGUGUUUCAGCAGGAGUCUCUGCCCGAUAUCCCUGGGGUGUACACCUUGGAGGCCUCAGGCCAGGGCUGUGUCCAUGUGCAGAUGGUGCUGAGAUAUAAUAUUCUCCCUCCUAAACGUGUGGAAGCCUUUAGUCUUAGUGCGGAAAUAGGGAAAACUCAGUGUGAGCGAUGUACUUCACCUGGAUCCUUCCUUCUGACCAUCCAUACCAGUUAUGUGGGGAGUCGCAGCUCUUCCAAUAUGGUUAUUGUGGAAGUGAAGAUGCUUUCCGGGUUCAGUCCAAUGGAAGGCACCAAUCAGUUACUUCUCCAGCAACCCCUGGUGAAGAAGGUUGAAUCUGGAAUUGACACACUCAACAUCUACUUGGAUGAGCUUAGUAAGGAGACUCAGACCUAUACCUUCAUCAUCAGACAAAGCCUGAUGGUCACCAACCUCAAACCAGCAACCAUCAAAGUCUAUGACUACUACCUACCAGAUGAACAGGCAACAAUUCAAUAUUCUGUUUCCUUUGAUUGAGGGUAGAAGAUAGAAAGAGACUAAAUGAAUUCUCCACGACAUUACUGGACAGCAUUCUUCUAUCUCUUAAAGCAGAACCUGUUCAAUCAAACAAUUUGGUUUCUCUUGUU